Molecule: messenger RNA, 1634 nt
Organism: Medicago truncatula (barrel medic)
Lineage: Eukaryota; Viridiplantae; Streptophyta; Magnoliopsida; Fabales; Fabaceae
Product: flavonoid 3-O-glucosyltransferase
Exons: 2
Coding region: 93-1496 (467 amino acids)
Molecular function (GO): quercetin 3-O-glucosyltransferase activity; quercetin 7-O-glucosyltransferase activity
Source: RefSeq, a predicted model, not a curated record
UUCUAGUUUGUUUCUUUCUUGCAACAUAUAAAGACCACCCAAAAAUAAGCAGUGUUGGCCACAAAAACAUCAAAGAUUGAUCUUAGUUAUACAUGUUUUCAAUUGCACGUUUGAAAAACUGGAUGUCUAGAGAUAAAGGUGAAUCAGUUAAUGUUGAAAAACUACAUGUGGCCGUUUUGGCAUUCCCAUUUGGAACACAUGCAGGUCCACUCCUUAACCUUGCUAGAAGGAUUGCUGUAGAUGCUCAUAAAGUUACAUUUUCAUUCUUGUGCACAAGCAGAACAAAUGCCGCUUUAUUUUCUGGAUCAAAAGACUAUGAUGAGUUUCUUCCUAACAUAAAGCAUUAUGAUGUUCAUGAUGGAUUACCAGAAGGUUAUGUGCCUUCAGGACACCCACUUGAACCCAUUUUCAUCUUCAUUAAGGCAAUGCCAGAUAACUAUAAGAGUGUUAUGGUUAAAGCUGUGGCAGAGACAGGGAAGAACAUUACUUGUUUAGUUACUGAUGCAUUUUAUUGGUUUGGUGCGGACCUAGCUAAGGAAAUGCAUGCCAAAUGGGUUCCUCUUUGGACUGCAGGGCCUCACUCUCUCCUUACACAUGUUUUCACAGAUCUUAUCAGAGAAAAGAUAGGCUCUAAGGAAGUCGAUGAUACCAAAACUGUUGAUUUCCUUCCUGGUUUUCCUGAGCUUCAUGUUUCUGAUUUUCCUGAAGGAGUGAUAGGUGAUAUAGAUGGACCAUUUUCAACAAUGUUACACAAAAUGGGACUAGAGUUACCACGAGCAACUGCAGUUGCCAUAAACUCAUUUUCUACGGUACACCCUCUUAUUGAGAAUGAGUUAAAUUCCCAGUUCAAAUUGCUACUAAAUGUUGGUCCAUUCAUCUUGACAACACCGCAACGUAUGGUUUCUGAUGAACAUGGAUGUUUAGCAUGGUUGAACCAAUGUGAGAAAUUCUCAGUUGUGUAUAUUAGCUUCGGAAGUCGGAUAGUACCACCACCUCAUGAGCUCAAUGCAUUGGCUGAGUGUUUAGAAGAAUGUGGAUGUCCAUUUAUUUGGGUGUUUAAGGGUAAUCCAGAGGAAACAUUGCCAAAUGGAUUUACGGAAAGAACGAAAACAAAAGGAAAAUUUGUUGCAUGGGCUCCUCAAAUGGAAAUCCUUAAACACUCAGCUGUUGGUAUGUGUUUGACACAUUCUGGUUGGAACUCAGUGUUGGAUUGCAUUGUUGGUGGUGUACCAAUGGUUAGUAGACCAUUUUUUGGAGAUCAAAGGUUGAAUGCAAGAAUGUUAGAAAGCAUUUGGGGGAUUGGUGUGGGUGUUGACAAUGGAGUUUUGACUAAAGAAUCAACUAUGAAAGCUUUGAAUUUGAUAAUGUCAACUGAAGAAGGGAAGAUAAUGCGUGAGAAAAUACUGAAACUCAAGGAAUCUGCAUUGAAAGCUGUUGAACGAAAUGGCACCUCUGCAAAUAAUUUCGAUACUUUGAUAAAGAUUGUCACUAGUUAAAGAGUUUUUAAGUUUUUUAUAAUUAGCAACUUAUCUUGUAUACUUAUACAUUUUUCAUUGAUUCUAUUAGGUCAAUAUAGUUUGAGAUGUCAUAGCUAUCACUUGUUGUUUUAAAAAAAAAAAAAAUGUAAACUAUUG